AUGUUUCAUUCAUUUCAGGGUGUAAUCGAUGUUGGUUGUACUCGUGAGGUUCGUAUCGGUGGCCUUCUGGUCCGAUUGACGGGUGUGGCCGAGACUGGUUGGCGGAACAAAAACAGUGACCUAUCGUACGAAUCCCGACAUAAUUUCAUGGACGAACUCAUCGAUCUGCGCUUCAAGAAAACUUUCAAAGUAUAUCCCUACCUGAACCUGGACGCUCCAUAUAUGCGAGAUUCCACAGCGGCAACAGAGGAAGAACUGAUUGUUGGAUGCUGUGGCCGACAACGCGGAACCAUUGUGGCCUCUAUGAAAGUGCAAGAAGUCGGACUUCUACCUGGUGAGACAACUCGGAUUACUUUGACCGUGGAGGAUCGAACGCGACGGAAACGUUGGCAACGGAAAGAAGGUUACCGGAAACAUUUCUAUGUUCUUUUGAAAUUCUAUUUACUGUUUCGUAGUACUCAAAAAUCAUUGAAUUAG
Messenger RNA from Cooperia oncophora, 477 nucleotides. Lineage: Eukaryota; Metazoa; Nematoda; Chromadorea; Rhabditida; Trichostrongylidae. The record is from the annotation of a GenBank genome assembly.